AUGUGCAACGAUUUCCAGGCACUUGGGCACUGGUGGAAAGUCAAUCUCCAGAAGUUGCGCACGGAUAUUGUCAGAUGUCCAGUAAAGACUCAGCACUUUGAGGCCGCUUUUACUGCUGACUGCCUAGACCUGAAUACCACUAGCAGCGCCGACCAGUCGCAACCCUCGAGUCUCGAACGAAUUGCGAAACGAUUUGAACCUGUACCGGAUCUGCUGCAUCCGGCACCACAAAUGACUGUACCACCACCACCUGUGUUCCCAAACCUUCCAACACCUCAGACUACACCACAAACCAAUCUCAACUGCUGGACACCCAAGUCAAAUGAUCAACUAAGCAGACCGAGUAUGCGAUGUCGUGCAUCAACAUCAGCGUUAGGCAGUGCCUUUCGCAAGCAUUGUCCUAUGGCUAAUUUGGAGCGGUGUCCGCCUCCUAAACCUCGCUCCUCUGAACAGGAAUCAAGAUCAUGUAUCCUUCCUCCAGUCAUGCCUCAUGCGAUUCCGUCUACCGUCUCGGUGACAUCCUCUCCAGAGAGCAUCGUGUCAGAUGCAGCUUCGUGCGCUCCACGAUCACGGUCUUCGUCGAUUUCUUCCACAGCCUCGUGGAUGACGAACCUGCCUGCCGCAAUCGACGUCAUAGGAGGGUCAAAAGACGGUUACAUAGUCAGCCAUGAGUUACAACGCGCCAUGUUGCAGUACACCAAUCAGCGACCACGGCGCCCGCCGAUUUCUCGACUACAGAAUCCGUGUUCGCAAUUGGUGGAUCCUGCACCGACCGUUCUGGGCGGGCCACAGGUUGUGCCGGUUCUACCAGACCACAAACGCGGUGAACAUCCUUUUCGCGAGCAUGUUCUAGACGAAGGAUACGCUAGUGCUGACGAAGCAAAGAAACAUGGGACGGUGGAAGUACUGGCAGGUCUAUAUAUUGACACGAGUACUGUCGAUGAGGGUGUCGUCUUCUCGCGGGCGAUACCGAAACCAGCUUUGGGACGUUCGAAGACUCAUGUCGUCAAUACAGCGCGUCAGGAGCAGGUUCCCAGAACUCAGCUAAUGAAAAGGACCCAUUCCGAGUCCACUGAUUUUGCUGAUCCUGCUCAACACGUCGCAGCUUUUACAGCUUCAGGCAAUACGGGGAAGGUCGACUACUCGACCUGUUUCAUUCCAAGAGCAUAUCUGAACACUCUCACCGAAAAUGAAGAAAUACUACAACCUACUCAGUGUUGGGCAGAGCCAAGGAAGCCUGUCCAAGCACGCACGCAAGGCAAACGGAUGUGCUUGUCAGGGAUGGACACUAUCCAUGGAGUAUGCUAG
Molecule: messenger RNA, 1308 nt
Organism: Lithohypha guttulata
Lineage: Eukaryota; Fungi; Ascomycota; Eurotiomycetes; Chaetothyriales; Trichomeriaceae
Gene: PCL5
Product: PHO85 cyclin-5
Exons: 2
Coding region: 1-1308 (435 amino acids)
Source: RefSeq, a predicted model, not a curated record